GGAUUAUAUCGUUGGUUUCCGCUUUAGCGUGUUGGACAACGUGCUUAGUUGGGAGGUGGUAGGUGCGUGAUUGCGAAGUAUUGUAGUGCAUGUGUUAGCCGGAUUCUUCAAUGGCUGGGAAUAAGUCUGCCGUAAUAAAUGCGGCGAAAAACCUUCUAGCUCUGAAUCCGAGUCAGGAAGUGGAAUUUAAGAAGAAGGUUCAGGAGGUGAAGAAAAGACCAAAAAAACGCGAAUCCCUGGUAUCAGGGGUGAUUUACGUUGGUCACCUACCAAGAGGCCUCUUUGAACCGCAGCUUAAAGGCUACUUUGAGCAGUUCGGGACAAUCACCAGGUUACGACUGUCCAGGAGCAAAAAGACAGGAGGAAGCAAAGGUUAUGCUUUUAUAGAGUUUGAAUGUGAUGAAGUGGCAAAGAUUGUUGCAGAAACUAUGAACAACUACCUUAUGGGGGAAAGACUCAUCAAAUGUGAGGUUGUCGCACCCGAGAAGGUCCACGCCCGGCUGUUUGUUGGGUCCCAGCGUAUGUUCCGUAAGCCACAACAGCCAGCCGUCAGACGCUAUAAUAAGAGGCACACGCCGGAGGAGGUGGAGCACAUGACCAGCCGCCUUCUGCACAAAGAGGCACAGCUGCGGAAGAGACUUGCAGCGAAGGGAAUUGACUACAACUUCCCGGGAUUUGCUUCCCAAGUGCAGGGAAAGAGGAGGAAGAUGACAGCAGAAGCCGACACGUCAGUCUGCAGUCAGGCUGAUACGCCAGUGUGCACGCCAUCUGUACUAGAGAAAAGGAAGUCCUUGAAAAUCGAUGAUGACGAGGAGGAUGACGAGGUCAUCAUUAAAGCCACACCUGCACCGAAAUCAAAGGGCAAGAAAAAGAUGUUGGAGAAAUCCUCAGGAGCAGCAAGUGACCAGGCUGAUGCUGGGAGUACACCUGCACCGGUGUCUAAAGGGAAAACAAAGAGGAAGAAGAGCAUAAAAGGGGACUAGGGGAGUCUGUGCUGUUUGGUGUGACUGUGGGAGUCUGUGCUGUUUGGUGUGACUGUGGGAGUCUGUGCUGUUUGGUGUGACUGUGGGAGUCUGUGCUGUUUGGUGUGACUGUGGGAGUCUGUGCUGUUGGUACAUUAAAAUGGAAAUGUAAUUUAUGUAUCUUGCUUGUCUCAUUUGUAUGUGACACCCCCUUCUCUGUAUAUAGAAUGAAAAUUAAAUCAUUGCCAUUUUCAAGUA
Paramormyrops kingsleyae is the source of this 1220-nucleotide messenger RNA. It is a transcript of the gene nifk, whose product is annotated as nucleolar protein interacting with the FHA domain of MKI67. The record is from RefSeq and is a predicted model, not a curated record. NCBI's taxonomy places the organism in Eukaryota, Metazoa, Chordata, Actinopteri, Osteoglossiformes, Mormyridae. Gene Ontology annotation, molecular function: RNA binding.